AUUUUUUUUUUGUUUAUUUCGAAAUCAUUUUAUUAAACAUCUUAGAAUUAGAAAAAUGGAUGACUUUAAACAACUUGGCAUUAGUAAUUGGCUUUGUAAAGCAUUAAAAUCAUUGGGCAUCACUAGUGCAUCAAAUAUUCAACGUGAAGCAAUACCCGUUAUUUUAUCAUCAAAACGACCAAAUGUAUUUGCUUGUAGCCGUACUGGUAGUGGUAAAACAUUGGCAUUUGUUUUGCCAAUCAUUGAAACAUUGGUACGUGAACCACGGCCAUAUUAUUCAUUGAUAUUAUCACCAACACGUGAAUUGGCUAAUCAAAUCUAUGAAAUGAUCAAAGCAUUAACUGUGAAUACAUUUUCCGUGAAAACAUUAUUAAUUAUUGGUGGUCAAAAUCAAGAAGAAGAACAAGGUUUAUGGUUUGGAAAACCAAACAUUGUUGUGGCCACUCCUGGCCGUCUAUUAGAUUAUUUUACUAAUCGUAUUUUGGACAUUUGUGGACAAAUAUCAAUGAUUCGAUUUGAUAUGCUCAUUCUGGAUGAAGCUGAUCAAUUAAUAAGUCCAGGAUUUUGUCAUCAAUUGAAGGGCAUAUUGAAAUUUUUCGAUGAUAUUGCUGAAAACGAAACAACAACAAAACAUCGACGACAAACAUUAUUAUUUAGUGCAACAUUGACACAUGCAUUGGAAAAACUGCAAGAAAUAAUAACGAAAAAAGAUAAUGAUAUCAAACCAGUAAUUAUUAAUCUAUUACCUGCAAUUGAUGAUGUUAAAACCGAAUUGGCAACCAAUUCUAGCCUAGAUCAACGUUAUCUUCUUUGUCCAGAAGCCAUUAAAGUUGUUUAUCUUGUUGAAUGUAUUCUGGAUAUAAAAUUCAAACAGCUGAUCAUUUUUUGCCAAACAAAAAAAGAAGCCAAUCUUAUUCAUAAGGUAUUACUAUCGCUUGGAUUCGAUGGACCAGAAUUUAAUCUAAAUCCAGUGCUAUUGAAUUCAAAUCUAAAACAAAAUCUACGAUUUGCAGCAUUAGAAACAUUUCGUUCAUUGAAAUCAAAAAUAUUGGUCACAACCGAUAUAGCUAAUCGUGGAUUGGAUCUACCACAAGUUGAUUUGGUAAUCAAUUUUAAUUGUCCAAAAUCUCCAAUAAUUUAUAUUCAUCGUGUUGGUCGUACAUGUCGUAAACCGGAUUUUCGUUAUGAACAACAACCGAAUAUUGAACAAACCGAUGAUGAUGAUGAUGACGACUACAAUGAAGAUGACACGGAUGAUGAACAAAAUCGUAAACGUAAAUUGUAUGGUAAAAAAAAUCCAAAUGCAAUAAAACCACGUGCAAAGAAAAUUUCCAAAUGUCAAUCAUCCAUUUCUGGGAAAUCAAUUACAUUGAUAACACAAUAUGAUUUAGAAUUAUUCAAAUCGAUUGAAUCAUAUAUCGGUAUCAAAAUGGAAUCACAAGAAGUGGAUGAAAAAAAUGUCACACAAAUCAUCAAACAAACAGCCAUCGCUAUCAAAGAAGCCCAAAUACGUAUCGAUCAAGAGACUCAAGAAUCAAGUCGAUAUCAGAAUAUCAAGCAGAAUAAAACAAUGAAAAGGCAAAAAUUGAAAUGAAAAAAAAUCAUCAGAUGUCAGAUGUUUUUAUUUAUUUUUUUGAAAUCUAUACUCUGUAAAUACAAUAUUUGUGUUGAAAUAGUAGUAAUUGAAAUGAAAAUGAAAAAAAAUUAGUUUUUUAAAAAUGA
Dermatophagoides farinae (American house dust mite) is the source of this 1722-nucleotide messenger RNA. RefSeq lists its product as uncharacterized. Lineage: Eukaryota; Metazoa; Arthropoda; Arachnida; Sarcoptiformes; Pyroglyphidae. Gene Ontology annotation, molecular function: ATP binding; nucleic acid binding; RNA helicase activity. Gene Ontology annotation, cellular component: cytosol. The record is from RefSeq and is a predicted model, not a curated record.